UAUCAGCCUAGCACGGUCUCGCUGGAGACCGUUGAACAACGACGAUACUGCUGCGAGGCAUUCUUCGCUCUACACGAUCUUGCCUUCGAUUUCCAUCUGCACAGUUUGUACCCGACACCAAGAGAUACGCGCAUAUAGGCAACACUAGCAGGAUGGCGGCUUCUAAUGGGCCUAUCGAGCUUGCAAAGACAGGAAAACGUGACUACCUCGUCGCUCUCGAGAAGAAGUAUCAGGCACAAUGGGCGGACCAGAAGCUGUUUGAGGCUCACCCUCCUGCACCUGGUGAGUCUGAGCAGGAGAAAUGGAUGGGCACAUUCCCCUUUGCGUACAUGAACGGGUCGUACCAUCUUGGGCACGCGUUUACCAUCAGCAAGAUCGAGUUCGAUGCUGGGUUCCAGAGGAUGCUCGGGAAGAGAGUGCUUUUCCCAAUGGGAUUCCAUUGUACGGGCAUGCCGAUCAAGGCAGCAGCAGACAAGCUUAUCAGGGAGAUGGAGCUCUUCGGUGCCGACUUUGAGCACUUCGCCCCUGAAACAGAGGACGGGGAGGCCAUUCACCCGCCCGUUGAGCCCAACCCGCCUGCCUCGAUCGACAAAGCCAAGAAGGGCAAGGUCGCUGCCAAAGCUACGGGGCUGACGUACCAGUUCCAGAUUAUGGAGAGUAUCGGUGUGCCUAGGGAGGAGAUCAAGCGGUUUGCGGACCCGUAUCAUUGGCUGGGGUACUUCCCGCCUAUUGCCAUCGAGGACGCGAAGAGCUUUGGAGCAAGGAUCGACUACCGCCGGUCGUUUAUCACCACCGACGUGAACCCGUACUUUGACAGCUUCGUCCGAUGGCAAAUGAACAAGCUGCACGGGAUGCAGAAAGUGCAGUUUGGCGAGCGGUACACCAUCUACAGUCCCAAAGACGGACAACCAUGUAUGGACCACGACCGUGCGAGCGGAGAAGCCCUCGGACCGCAGGAGUAUACCGCACUGCGCAUGCAGGUCGUUUCCCUCCCUCCCGCCGCGCAAGUCCUGCAUGACAAGGCGGGGGGGAGGACGAUCUACCUCGUCGCUGCUACCCUGAGGCCGGAGACGAUGUACGGCCAGACGAACUGUUUCGUGGGCACGGCGAUCAAGUACGGGCUCUUUGUCGCCAACGACAAGGAGGCAUAUGUAUGCACCUAUCGCGCAGCAAGGAACAUGGCUUUCCAAGGCUGUACCCUCCCGCGCGGUGAGGUAACCCAGCUCGCAGAGGUGGACGGUGCUGUCCUCGUCGGAGCGCGGAUCAAAGCUCCCUUCGGGAUCAACCCCGAGGUCUACGUCCUGCCCAUGGAGAACGUCCUCGCUACCAAAGGCACGGGUGUGGUCACUUCCGUUCCCUCUGACUCGCCAGACGACUACCAGACGCUUAUGGACCUCCGGAAGAAGGCCGAGUUUUAUAAGAUCGACCCUUCUUGGGCCGCACUCGAGCCUAUCCCCGUUAUCAACACUCCGACAUAUGGCGACCUCACCGCGCCCACGCUGUGCAAGCAGCUGAAGAUCCAAAGCCAGAAGGACGUCAAGCAACUCGCGGAGGCUAAGGAGCUCGCAUACAAGGAGGGAUUCUAUAGCGGUACGAUGCUCGUUGGCGAGUUCAAGGGCGAGCCCGUGCAAGAGGCAAAGGGCAAGGUCAGGGAAAAGAUGAUCGAGGCUAGCCUAGCCUUUGCAUAUGCUGAGCCGGAGGGCCUUAUCAUCAGCCGUAGCGCGGACGAGUGUGUUGUCGCCCUCGUCGAUCAGUGGUAUAUCGACUACGGCGAGCCGGUGUGGAAGGAGCAGGCGGAGAAGCUCCUCGGGAAGAUGAACACCUACUUUGACGAGACGAGGCACGCGUUCCAGGGCACGCUCAGCUGGCUGAACAAGUGGGCUUGUGCGCGUACUUACGGCCUGGGGUCGAAGCUUCCCUGGGAUCAGAAAUGGCUAGUUGAGUCCCUCAGCGAUUCGACGAUCUAUAUGGCGUACUAUACCGUGGCGUACCUUCUCCAGGGCGGUGUGAUUGACGGUCACAAGGUCGGCCCGCUCGGCGUAAAAGCAGAGCAGAUGACCGACGAGGUCUGGGAGCACAUCCUCUGCGACGGACCAUAUCCCGAGCAAUGUCCGAUCAGCAAAGAGCAGAUAACAACUAUGAAGCGCGAGUUCAACUACUGGUACCCGAUGGACAUCCGGUCCUCUGGCAAGGACCUGAUCAACAAUCAUCUUACGUUCUGCAUCUACAACCACGCGGCUAUCUUCCCUGAGGAGAAGUGGCCUCUCAGCAUGCGUGCGAAUGGCCAUCUGAUGCUUAACGGAAAGAAGAUGUCCAAAAGCACCGGAAACAGUCUCACGAUGCGGGACAGUAUCCAGAAGUUCGGUGCGGACGCUACACGUGUGGCGCUCGCAGAUGCCGGUGACGGUAUCGAGGACGCAAACUUCGAGGAGACCACCGCGAACGCUGCUAUCCUCCGUCUGCAUACCCUCAUGACUUGGUGUGAGGAGAUGGUGGAAACCAAGAGCACACUCCGGACUGGCCCGAAGACGUUCCACGACGACGUCUUUGAGAACGAGAUCAAUAACCUUAUUGAGAUCACUAAGAAGAACUACGACGCCACGAGCUUCAAGGACGCGCUCAAGUAUGGGUUCUAUGAGCUGCAAUCUGCUCGUGACGCUUACCGUGAGAUGACGGCGGAUGCGAAUAUGCACGCAGACCUCGUCGAAUACUUCAUACGCAUCUCUGCCCUCCUAGUCUGCCCUAUCGCUCCGCACUUCUCUGAACAUCUGUGGACGAUCGUGCUCAAGGAGCCCAAGUCAGUCCAAGUCGCCCUCUAUCCUGCACCGUCUAAGCCCGUCCACCACACUCUCCUUGACGCUGCCGCCUACUUCCGUGAUACAGUCAAAGCCAUUCGUGAUGCUGAGAUGUCCCUUGGAAAGCGGAAGGGUAAGAGCACUGCCCCAGUGGUAGAUCCAUCCAAGCCCAAGGCCCUGCGCAUCUUUGUGGCCAGCGCGUUCCCACAAUGGCAGGACGCAUGCGUGAAGGCGGUCAAGGACUCGUUUGACGGGACGACUGGUACAGUCGAUGACGCCAAGGUACGACAACUGCUUGGUGCUGCUGGCCUGAUGAAGGAGAAGCGGGCGAUGCCGUUUGUGCAAGCAUUCAAGAAGCGGAUAGGGCAAUUCGGUGCCAAGACGGCUUUCAAUCGAACUCUGCCAUUCCAUGAGAUGGAUGUUCUCCAGGCCAAUCUCCCCUACCUGCAGCGGACAUUCAACUGCGAGAAAGUCGACAUCGAACUAGCAGAUGAGGCCCGUGCGAAGGCCGGCCAGCCGACAUAUUCCGCGGCUGUGAUCGAUACCGCCGAGCCCGGCUCACCGAGCUUCACCUUUUAUAACAUCUGAUUUUCUUUGUGCUGUGUAGCAAUUACUAGAAUCUAAUGCAAUUACUUCAGGAU
Molecule: messenger RNA, 3436 nt
Organism: Dacryopinax primogenitus
Lineage: Eukaryota; Fungi; Basidiomycota; Dacrymycetes; Dacrymycetales; Dacrymycetaceae
Product: leucine-tRNA ligase
Exons: 8
Coding region: 153-3383 (1076 amino acids)
Biological process (GO): leucyl-tRNA aminoacylation
Molecular function (GO): aminoacyl-tRNA deacylase activity; leucine-tRNA ligase activity; ATP binding
Source: RefSeq, a predicted model, not a curated record